UCCAAGGACCCACAACAAGAAGCAUGUACCAUUACCUUAUCUCUGAGAUGUUACCUGUUGCUAUGAUCACUGCCAUUGCCACGUUAGUGAGCAUGGCUACUGCAAGAUCAUCACUAAAUUAUUUGGAAAGCCACUUUUCCAUGGAGAACGAGUCUGAAGAAGUGCGUUCUGCAGCUAUCAAGAGGCUGCUGGAGGUGUUUGGGAUGGAGGAUGCUCCUCUCCUCCGGGGCGACAAGCAGCCGCCUCAGUACAUGGUCGACCUGUACAACACUGUCGCAGAUGUGGACGGAGUUACCAAGGACCCCUACAUUCUGGAGGGGAAUACAGUACGCAGCUUCUUCGACAAACUGCACAGUGAACAAAUCGAGUUCCUGUUCAACUUGUCCAUGGUGGCCAGUAGUGAGAAGGUUCUAACCGCGGAACUCCAUCUCUUCAAGCUGCGGCCUCAGGUUUCUGCAACAUUCAAUAGAUAUCACUUCUGUCAGGUCAGUGUCUACCAGCUUCUGGAUAGCAGCAAAAUGAACAUUACUCAGGGGAAGAAGCUGCUGUCUUCCAGACUGAUCCCUGUCCCCUCCACUGGCUGGGAAGUGUUCACCAUUACACAAGCUGUGCGUUCCUGGAUGGCUGUUGAGGGCAAUAACCUGGGUCUUCUGGUCACAGUGCAGACCCUGGGAGGAAGCCAGAUGGAUGAGAAGGUGGUGCGUUUUUCUUCAGGCCGUAACCACCAUAAAAGCAAGCAGCCCAUGCUGGUGCUGUUCACUGACGAUGGCCGCCGUGCAGCCGCUCUGGAUAAUACAGUCAAAGGUAGCCUAACACACAAUCAAACCCCAGCUGUCCCUGGCCUGUCCAACCUCCCCAACACCCCAGGCUUCCACCGCAGCGCCCGCUCCCUGGACUAUGACGAGGACGUAGAGAAGAUGACCUGCCAGCGCCUGCCACUCUACGUGGACUUCGAGGAGAUCGGCUGGUCCGGGUGGAUCGUGUCACCUCGGGGUUACAAUGCCUACCACUGUAAGGGCUCCUGCCCCUUCCCCCUGGGCCAGAACAUGAGACCCACUAACCACGCCACCGUCCAGUCUAUCAUCAACGCUCUGAAGCUGACUAAAGGCAUUGAAACGCCGUGCUGCGCGCCAGACAAGCUCUUCUCCAUCAACCUGCUGUAUUUUGAUGAUGACGAGAAUGUGGUGCUGAAGCAGUAUGAUGACAUGGUGGCAGGAAGCUGCGGCUGCCAUUGAGCUGGACGGACGGACGGACGGACGGGGGGAGGUGACUGUGCUAAACCAAGAUGGCUGACACGGAGCAGCAGUGUAUCUCAUUCAGGAGGGCACAACGUUGCAAACCUCACAGAUAGAAAUGUCUUGUAUAGAGCUCACACCCUUCUACAUGACAGAGAAUUAUGUUUGUUAGAUGUGAUAUAUUUCUAUCUGAUUGUUCUGUAAUCUUGCGCCCAACUGAAUGCGACUGUGCUCUGUGUGGAUGGAUGACUGCCACAGGGCUGGUGCUGUACAACGCUGACCAAGGCGUAUUGUGUCAAAGCAAAGGAGGACAAAUAUUAAAAUCUAAUUUCAGUCUAGGUGUUGGUAUAAAACCGCCUUUUACACUCAGCGAUGAAGAUGAAGAUGAAGCAGUAUGCAGGCAGAGUCCUACGUGUAACAUAUGUAAAUAGGUAGAAAUUAUAAUAUAUGACAGGGCAUGACUUGAU
Messenger RNA from Oncorhynchus mykiss (rainbow trout), 1702 nucleotides. Lineage: Eukaryota; Metazoa; Chordata; Actinopteri; Salmoniformes; Salmonidae. The record is from RefSeq and is a predicted model, not a curated record.